AUGUCUGCUCUGACAUCCGAACAAUGGCAAUCUCGGGACAACGUACCGUCCUCAGAAGCUACCGACAUGAAAAAUGAUAACGCCACCGACUUCGCAAAGUUUAUCGAAGCGCAGAGCCCAAUAACUGGAUCCACUGGAGCUCGUGAGAUGCUAAAAGCAGGCCAGAGACGUCUUCGACAACUCGCUCAACGCCAGAGGAAGAACACAGACCCCAAGACCAAGGCGGAGGAGUCGGCACGACAGUUGCUUGCACUCCAGGAAGGAGGGUUCCUACCGUCUGUUGUACCCGUUCCUCCCAGCGCACCUAAGAGAUCAGGCCACAAAAAGAGCCUCGACUCCAGCAGAUCUUCUUCCCGGUCUAUUUCCAAUCUCAGCUUCAAAUCAAAUUCCCGAAGAGACGUAGAAAGCAUUGGACAGCCCUGGUUGACGGACCCACUUGAGAAGGAGAGGCAAGAGAUCAGAGCAAACCAUCUCUCAGCACUGAAUCUACGGGAGUUGACCUCCUUGGUGGAGGCUGCGGUAUCUCUCCCUCCACGAUUCGACGACGCGAACCCCCCUCCUUAUCAGCCACCAACGCCCGCGAAGGAUGUCAAAGUUGACAUGCAGGGAGUGAACCGAAAUCCAACUACGGCGGCUGAUGCCGCAAACAAUACACCUGAAUCCGAGAAUCAACAGUCGUCUCAACCGAAGAAUUUGGCAGACACCAAUAUGCGAGUUCAGGUUGAACACUGUGGAGAGCAAGAAUCAGAUGUAAUGCCUCUGGAUUCUAUACACAAAGACCAGGCUGGUCUCGUGUCAGAUGCAGAUGCGAAGCGGACAGGUCUCAGGCUCGACUCAGAAGCAGCUAAUAAACCCCCAUCCUCUAGCUCGUCCGGAAGCUUGUCAACCCCCACAAGUCAAACCACCUUGUCUCUGAAGCUUUUUCCCAACCCUAUUCCCCCCCGCAAUCCGAGUCGAGGAGCUUGGCGCAUCUCCAAUGCCCGUCCGUUAGCUCUCAACAGACCUCUCCCUGCUGCUCCUAGCACCGAUUUGAACACCGAAUACUCCCAACCCGCCGAUAGUGUGUCUCUGCAGGAGGAUCGUGUUACUCAGAAGGUGUCGGACACCAUACGGUCUGCUUCUUUUGAUGCUGGAAAAUCAGGCAAAGAGCCUAUGGCAAGCCCCGUGGGCGAGAAAUUCCCGCAGAAGAAAGGUUGUCGCCGGCCUUCAUCCCUGCCCAUGUGUACAAUCGAUGCGUUCCCCCUCCCAGCACCGAUGAGGCCUCUACCCUCACUACCAGAGUCAACUUCAGCGGUUGAUAUCAAUGACCGCAACUCCUCUGGCAAGUCUACGCCUUUACCAAGACUGGUUUUGGAUGGUAAAAGUUCGGCAGCCAGCACCCAGGAUGAAUCGGCUAAGUUGGGCAAAUCGGCCAUGUCCAACUCUGCUCCACCCGUGAGAAUAGGGCAGAGUCGGGUGGAGAGAGUUCAUGCCUUGAAAAUGAGAGACAUGUCGGCGAGCCGCCUCUACCUGAGAGAUUCAGAGACGCCCCAGGAGGCGGAAGAAGAUCAGCCUUCGAAAUCUGCAAAGAGUCCACAGGAGGCAAUGUCCCAGGAGCGCGGGGAGGCACCACCUCCCAGGCCUGAGACAGAAAAGCCGACUGGUCGCAACAAGCGAUAUCAGAGGAAAGUUUCUGCGGAUCCCCCAUCCCCGCCUCCUGUCUCUCCUCCACCGUCAAAUCCGUCGAGGCACCUCAUCAGCCAGUCUAUUGGCAGGCGAUACUGCACCACACCUAUUAACUGUGGUGCAGCAUCCGCGCGAGAGACUGGGCCACCGCUGGUGCCUGUUUCCAACACAGGCGCUCCUAUACGUCGGAGUGGCAGCACUCGAAGCGUCGCGUCCUCACAGGGGAGAGGGACUAAAGAGCAGAGCUCUGUGAGCUACCCAGAUAUGCCUAUCCCAUCUUCCGAUGACGAGUGCACUAGCGCAAGCGUGCACCAGGAUCGAGCACGUCCACCCUCUGGCAAACGCCGACGGAUGCGACCCGCCCCUCUCACAUUGACUGAACCUGCGUCACACAAGGUGCGCGCUACGAAAAAUUCUUCUUCCGACCAUGGGUAUCCCUUCACACCGAGAGGCUACAGAACUCGUCUUUCAGAACGGUCUUCGCCCCGAUCGCAUCUGUCCCACAGCACUUAUCAUUCUCAGGAUUCUCGAAGUUCCCACCGCCAAUCCUCGCAUGUGAUCAGGUCUCUUGAGGAGCGCAUCGCGCAUCUUGAGCGACAGAACAAAGUCCUCCAGGCCGCGCUGCUUGCAGCUUUGGAUGUGGGCGUCAAGGACAAUCUGGAAAGCGUGCUUGGGGGAUCGGCCACCUCCCUGUCUACUUCAGCGACGACACCAGCUACGGGAAGCUCCUUUUCAUCUACGACGCACAGCUCCAGCUUGGAUGAGUCUAUGGCUGAAGACCGCAGACACACCCGCAGAAAACAGCCUCCUUAUCGGCCAACCAGCUGGAUUGCUAGCCCGGAAUCUAGCCGACGGGGCAGCUACGACACCGAUGACAGUGACAAUGUGAGGGAGUUGGAGGAUAUGAUUGAGGAUAUGGAUUUUGAUUGGAUGUCCGACAAGUCGGACGCGGCGAGAUCCUAG
Molecule: messenger RNA, 2628 nt
Organism: Aspergillus sclerotioniger CBS 115572
Lineage: Eukaryota; Fungi; Ascomycota; Eurotiomycetes; Eurotiales; Aspergillaceae
Exons: 2
Coding region: 1-2628 (875 amino acids)
Source: RefSeq, a predicted model, not a curated record